GCGACGGGUCUCCACGCUCUCCCACCCCCUCGGCCCCCUCCCGGCGCGCGCGGCCCGCGGCGGCCCCGCCCCUGGGGGCGGGCAGGGGGCGGUCGGAGCGGGUAGGGCCGGGUCGAGCGGAGCUGAGCGGAGCCUCGGGGGCGGCCAGGAUGGAUCUGCACCAGCCCGCCAGCCGGUACCGAGUGCUUCACAAUGAGGAUGACCCCCCAGAGUCUUCAGCAGCUGAGCAGCCUUCCGCAUCUACAGAGACUACACAGACUCCUCAGACAGCAGCUGUAUCUGAAGCAGAUACUUCCCCUCCACCGUACUCUAGCAUAGCUGUAGAAGCAGCUGCAACCUCAGAAACACACAAUGAAUUUUAUCCUGUACCACCUCCAUACAGUGUAGCUACCUCUCUUCCAACUUAUGAUGAAGCAGAGAAGGCCAAAGCUGCAGCAAUGGCAGCUGCUGCAGCAGAAGUUGCCCAACGACACGCCCAGUUUAGGGAAUCUAGGAGUCUGUUUGAUGAAAUAUUCCUCAGUCGUCCAGAGGAAGAAGAGUAUCCACCACGCGAUGAUUUCAGUGAUGCAGAUCAGCUUAGAGUGGGCAAUGAUGGCAUCUUCAUGUUGGCAUUUUUCAUGGCGUUUAUUUUCAACUGGAUUGGAUUUUGUUUAUCCUUCUGUAUAACAAAUACCAUAGCUGGAAGGUAUGGUGCAAUCUGUGGAUUUGGUCUUUCCCUGAUCAAAUGGAUUCUCAUUGUACGGUUUUCAGAUUACUUUACUGGAUAUUUCAAUGGACAGUACUGGCUUUGGUGGAUAUUUCUUGUACUUGGACUCCUGCUGUUCUUUCGAGGCUUUGUUAAUUAUCUUAAAGUCAGAAAUAUGUCUGAAAGCAUGGCAGCUGCUCACAGAACAAGAUUUUUUUUCUUGUACUGAAGACUGCAUCGAACAGACAUUCCUUUCCUAUACCAGUGUGAAACUUCAGAUGAUGUGUAACCCUCUGAGUUAAUAGGCUAGAAGACUACUAAAACCAGAAGACAAAUUAGUGAAGAUACUGCUUCAAAAAUAAAUGACAGGAUGGUUUAUGCUUAAAUGCCAAUUCUGGUCAUUCUAGUAAAUAUUUGCUGCCUUUUGUUUUAUAAUAGCACAUUUGUAUAUGUGCUUAUUAAAAAGAUAGUAUUGAAGUAAGAACAAACCAUCUGUUAGUACAGAUUAGGUACAGUCAAACUCGGUUAAUCUGUGCUUGUUUUAUCUGAAAGGUUUAAGUGGUAGCUUGUUUCAUGGCGUGUAUGUGCCACUGACUUGUUGAUCUGAACUUUGAGUACAAUGAAAUGCAUUAAAUGAUUCAAAUUAACCAUUUCAGACAGCUUUUUAUAUAAUUUAGAUUCAUCUAAUGAUUGUGUAGAACAUUUUUAAGUUUACUAAAACCCAAAGUUCCUUGUUGUUACAAUCUUGUAUUCUCCAAUAUUUUAUCAAAUUCAAACCUAUAUACUGGUUUGUUUAAAACUGAUACUCCACUUCAAGUCCUGUGUAAAUAACUCUGCAUAAAUGACUGUUGGAAUUGCUUCUUAGGAAAUAUGUCAAAAUAUAUUUUGUAACAGCAUAUUCUCUAAAUUUUUGUUUAAUCUUAGAGCUACAUAUGUAUUUUUUGUUAAUUGGCCAUUAAGGGUAUACUUACUAUUAGAUGUAAUUUUGGAGGUAAAGGUAUUCAAUUGUUUGUCUCAUCCUAACUUUCCUCAUAUGAAUUACUAUUAACUGGUUUGGGCUUGAGCCUGAAAAUGCAUUAUUUUUAUGCGUGAUCCCAUUCAAAGAUAGGGCUUUUUCUUGUUAGCAGGGAUGGACAGCCUUAGUCCUCAGCUAUGCAGUUGGAUCCUCGUGGGUGCACCUUUUGUUCCUCAAACAGAGUAUUGCAAAUAUAUACCCUGAGUUAUAACACUGGCUCUGUUUAACAAGUCUUGAGUUUAGUGCAAAUGCAACAUCCACCCUGAGGGCUUCUCAAAAAAAAUUUCAUGUAGCUAUCUCGCAAAACUUUGCCAUUUCCUAAGAAUAACCUAAUUUAAAUUUGAGGUAAUUUUGGAAGUAAUUUAUGAAGAAAAAAAACCCACCGAACAACUCGCUCUUAAACCUCUGAAAGUAGAAACUGUGUGUUGCAUCUCUCCCGGUAUUAAUUUAAGGUAUACCAUUACUUUUUUAUAAAUAUCAUCUCUUUAAGGGGUACUGUCUACUGUUCAUGCAUGUGUGGUUUCCUUUUAAGUUUGUGAAAUUUAUGGUUCUCCUUAAGUAGGAGACUGCGUCUCUCAGUCCUUUGUACAACUGGAAUCUGUUGCAAAAAUACAUUGGUUGUUGGUUGCACCUUUGAGGAAAAAAAAGAUCCAAAUACUUUCCUCCAGGUUUUUGAUGUUAGAAUUCUGCUUUUUAAUUACUAAUACUAAAACCAGUGAGGUUUAUGUUUCUUUUUUAGGUAGUGCUGUAUUCAGUUUUGUAUCUAUGAUGAAUAUUUAAAAUAUGCAUAUGUAAAUUGGUCACAUUAUUGAUUUUCUUAGUCUUUCAGAGAUACUGAAAGUGACUAAAACUUUAAGGGCACCUCUACUUCCCAGCUUUUUAUGGAAAGAAUAAAAUUAAAUAUUACAUACAAUAUCCAAUUGGGAUUGUCUCCUAAACUUAUCUGUUUAUUUCUGUGUUCUUCUGCAUUCAUUGUCCAUAUGGAAAAAAGCAGAUAAUAAAACAUUGCUUUGUUUUGCUAAUUAAGA
Molecule: messenger RNA, 2728 nt
Organism: Cuculus canorus (common cuckoo)
Lineage: Eukaryota; Metazoa; Chordata; Aves; Cuculiformes; Cuculidae
Gene: NDFIP2
Product: Nedd4 family interacting protein 2
Exons: 9
Coding region: 150-914 (254 amino acids)
Biological process (GO): positive regulation of protein ubiquitination; ubiquitin-dependent protein catabolic process; metal ion transport
Cellular component (GO): Golgi apparatus; endoplasmic reticulum; perinuclear region of cytoplasm
Molecular function (GO): WW domain binding
Source: RefSeq, a predicted model, not a curated record